AUGGAGAUGUUACUAUUACCAACGACUCGACCAGAAACUAAUUUCUUUUUUCUCCAACACAUUGCCUUCGGUUUUGUGGUGGAACACCGACGUUCGCGCAAGAGUCGAAAUCGCGAGUCUAUGGCACGCUUUGCUGUAAAUGUUGCAGAAAGGACGCUCUCUAGUACACCGCGAAAGCAUCGUGUUGGAUUGUCAUCGCGGCAGCAUUUUGACUUGGAAGUCACAGAAUCUGAGCGAGGUGGCUCACCGCCAACGGGCUUUAGUCUGUCUCCACAGCCUCAGCUUGAAGAUAACCUUUUCAAAGUCAGUCAAUGCAGCAAGGCAACAAGCGCCAUUCCUUCCCUAGCAAGUUUAGAAGAAAUCGAAAUGGGAGCAGUACCGUCGAUGUACGAGACACCAUCGAGGAGCCAUCAUUUUCCUGUUGAGAUGCAGUACUCUACUCCUACUAAUGAGACUGCGUCUACAGAAACCAUUCCGAAGCUAAAACUGUCUCCGAAAGAGGAUGUGGACACCGAUGACUCUUUGCAUUUUCCUCUGCUUCUGGAAUCGAGCCUAUGGCUAGAUUGA
Molecule: messenger RNA, 567 nt
Organism: Cylicocyclus nassatus
Lineage: Eukaryota; Metazoa; Nematoda; Chromadorea; Rhabditida; Strongylidae
Source: the annotation of a GenBank genome assembly